AUGGCAGUUGGUUCCCUAGUGCAUCAGACACAACGUGUCACGUUAUCUUCAUCUGUUAACAGUCCAUCGAAAAAAUGGUGGACUAUGUUGAAAUAUACGCUUGGAAGAAAUAAGCAUUCAUCAGUUCCGUCACUGUUGGGCACCAGUACACAUCAAUCAGCCUCAUCUCCUCAUGAUCGUGCACAAUUACUUAAUAAAUAUUUUUGUAGUGUUGGUACUGCGGUUUCUUCGAUUAAUCCGCUGGCAGCUAAUUCGCUGCCGCAGCCUAAAAUUAUUAUGUCUGAAUUUCGAAUUAAUGUCUAUGAAGUCUAUGAAUUGUUAUUGCGGAUUGAUACAGGUAAAGCCACUGCUCCUGGUACAACUAAUCGUAUGUUGAAAGAAGGUGCUCCUGUGAUGACCCCUGUUCUGACAUACUUGUUCAAUGAAUCACUUCAUAUCAGUAAAGCAUUUGAUAAGGUGUCUCAUGACGGUUUGAUAGUUAAGCUGCGCAGUAAAGGCAUCCCUGACGAAUGGGAUGAACCGAGUACAAAAUCUCAUCCAGAAAUAGGUAGUAUGUUUGAAUAUUUGGAAUAUUUAAUGAACGUCAUAAAAGAAACUGAUGGUGAUAAUAUUGAAAUGGCGAAACGAUUACGUCAAGAUUCGGAAUUAAUUCGCUGUGGUAAAACUGUUUUAAUCAGUUUUUUAUGUCAGAAAGUUUUAGAUGAUGAAUUAGCUACUUUUUCCAUUCAUGCCGGAUCAAAAAUUAGACGUAUACGCAUGAUUCGAACAAGUUUAUCACCCUAUGAUUAUUUUCAAGGUAAUAAUAUUGAAAAUUCAUUAACAGAAGAAGAAAAUGAUCUAAUUGGACUAAUGGAAAUACCACCCGAUAGUGCAAAACAGCGUGCAAUAUUAGAGAAUAUAUAUUUACCAUCUUUGUAUUAUGAUAGUCGAAUUGACCGGAAAGCAGAACUCAUUCAUGUAGCAUGCAAGAUCGAAUGCUUCCACACACGUAGUGGACCUGAAAUGACUCGAAACAGGGGACGAUUAUAUCGAAAAGCGUAA
Didymodactylos carnosus is the source of this 1041-nucleotide messenger RNA. The record is from the annotation of a GenBank genome assembly. Lineage: Eukaryota; Metazoa; Rotifera; Eurotatoria; Philodinida; Philodinidae.